AUUCUCUGAUAUUCAUUCUGUACAAUAUGGCGACACCGAAAUAGUCAACUGUGAAAAAUCGUGUCGAAAAUAGUGAAAAUAACGUGUUUUUUGUGUGUUUAAGGAUUGCUACUAAAAUUAAGGAUCACAGAUAAUGCAAUCCUCUAGCCAAGGCCGUUACGGGUACGCUGGCUACCAAGGCUAUCCCUACGUCAACCCCAUGGUGACAGAUGUGCCAACUAUAGACGCUGAGACUGCGUCAAGAUGGGCCAACCUACCGAGGAGACCCAUGCAAGGAGGGUCGGCGGUCGUUGGUGCUGCCAGUAGCGCUAGCAGGGCGGUUAAUAGUCCACAGGCAGCCCCCUCUCAAUCAGAAGAGACGGUACCUCCGAAACAAGACCCGGACGUUAACCCAGUGGUCUACAUCGAUCUACCAGAGGCUGGCAGCGAGGUCUCCAGGAGCAUUGAGAGUCCUGGAGAUGUUGAACCGGAGUUUGUUCAGGACACAAUAAUGUACGAUCCGUUCGAGAACCGGCGCAUAGAUGUGCCCAAGGACGACACGAGGUCUAUAAUGUCCUCCGACUCCGAAUCCUCGUAUCAUCCACCAGCCAGACCAGCUGUCAGGCCUGACACCUUGAACUUAGUGGGGGCUGGCUCUAGCACACCCCAACCAGGUACUUCACGACAAACCCCCGGUCUACCCAGCUUCAUGUUGAAAGAGAGUCAAGUUUACGGGGGCGAUGGAGCUGACGGGUUUCCUCUGUCUCCCAUACCGAUAUCAGAGUUCCCUGAACCUCCCCCGGCAUACACGGAGAUGUCUCCCCAAGUUGCGACUCCUAGGGAGACUCCUAUUGUAGAGCCUUUGAGGGUUGAAACUCCUCAGGGACCGAGGACUCAAGUUAUACUGCCAAAACCACCAAGCCCAGUGAUAGCGAGCAGUCCAGUGGGCGCACAGAACUAUGACCGCAAGUACCUGAUCUGUCAUCACUGCGGCUCCCGAGUCUAUACCCUGGUGGUCAGAGAAAAUGGCGCCUUAACACACAUGAUCGCGUGUAUUAUAUUAUUUUUGUUUUUCCCAUUCCUGAUUUGCGUGUACUGCCUAGACUUCUUCAAAUAUAAGAAUCAUUAUUGUCCAAAUUGUAACAAGCUGAUUGGCUACGAGACACCUAUUGUGGGGGAAAAAGUUAACUAUGUUACUUAACUAAUUUAUAACAACGAAUGUUAAUAUUUUAAUUUAAUGUUACACUUGAGAGCUAAGAGUUGAGCUAGUUAUGUAUAUAUUUUAAAUGUUAUUUUGACGAAAACAAAAGGAUUUGUAGACAGACUUUCAUCUUCAGAGUUAUUUACAAAAAAAAAUGUUAUAAAAGAAGAAUUUCCACUAAAACUGAAAAGCGUCAAAAAACUCGUCAUCGCUGUCGACCGGGAGCGUGGCCAAAAAAGCUGGUAACAUUGCUGUAUCAUCAUCAUCAUCAUCAUCAUCAGCCUAUCGCAGUCCACUGCUGGACAUAGGCCUCUCCAAGUGCACGCCACUGAGAUCGAUGAUCGAUUGUUGUAUGGCAAUGCUUAUUCUUUGUCCAAGGUAAUUUGUUGCCAGCCUUUUGGUCACGGGAGGCGUCUACCAGCCGUUUGGAAAGCUCAGAGAGACAGACAUGAUUUUCAUCUCUUGUUGAAAAUUACUCAUUCAAAUCAUUUUAAUUCAGACUUUUCAUGAUUAUUUGAUUUUGUGUUGUAUAUCAAAUAAACUGACUUAAUUUGAAGCACUUAAGUGUAAAAGAGAGAGAUUUUUUAUUCGUGAUCCUGUACCUAUUUAGUUUUAGGAAAAAAGUAAUAUAUUCUAUAAAUAUACCUGUGUAAAAAUGCAAACUGUAAUUGUUAUCUUAUAUUACAAGUUUAUGAUUUUUUUUUUAAGUAGUUUUCGUUAAUUUUAAGUAGGUAAUAAAUGUAAUUUCAUAAAAUAAAUUAAUAAUUUGUUUAAAAUGCGUUCAUUUGUUAAAUUAGGAUUCAAAGUCGGUUGCAAAAAAUCGUCGUUCAAAUUGUUUAUGUUUUAGCUACUUUAUAUAAGAUAUGCUUUUGAUAAGAUUGAAGUACAUAUAAAAAUAAUUUGAGCAUUUCAUGUAAACGUCUCGUGUAAUUUACGAAAUAAUUGAAUUUUAAUGAAAUCAAUGUACAGUGAUCAGCCCGCUAUUGGCGUAUAAUAAAUGACUUGAUAAUAAUCAAAGUAUAGACACUUACAAUGGACAAAAACUAUUUUAAGAUACACAACAUACAAACAAAUAUUUUAUUCUCUUCACAGACUGAUUUAAUAUACCUCUAGAAUGGGUCCAAAUUAUUAAACCAUUGUCAGUAGAACGAAUGAGAUCAAAAUUUUGAUAUCUUGUAUUUCUGGGAAUUUUCAUAUUUAUGUUUCUUCUAUACGUAUACUCUUUAAGAAAAAGGGUAAAAAAUAGUACCUACAGCGAUCUUUUUUUGUUUUCCAUAGAUAACUAGUUCACAUUGCUACUCGUAAGUAUACUAUUUGUGAUAUAUAACACAAAUACCUAUUAUAAAAAAAUAUAUUUUAUAUGUAUUAUAGAAUUUA
Helicoverpa zea (corn earworm) is the source of this 2557-nucleotide messenger RNA. RefSeq lists its product as uncharacterized. Bases 134 to 1180 code for a protein of 348 amino acids. Gene Ontology annotation, molecular function: zinc ion binding. The transcript has 7 exons. NCBI's taxonomy places the organism in Eukaryota, Metazoa, Arthropoda, Insecta, Lepidoptera, Noctuidae. The record is from RefSeq and is a predicted model, not a curated record.